Athalia rosae (coleseed sawfly) is the source of this 3440-nucleotide messenger RNA. Its product is annotated as arrestin domain-containing protein 3-like. The record is from RefSeq and is a predicted model, not a curated record. Bases 861 to 1988 code for a protein of 375 amino acids. Gene Ontology annotation, cellular component: cytoplasm. The transcript has 7 exons. Lineage: Eukaryota; Metazoa; Arthropoda; Insecta; Hymenoptera; Athaliidae. Gene Ontology annotation, biological process: protein transport.
UCGAAUUUUUACCGCCAUUUUCCGGUCGAUUGAGGGGUGGUUUCCCUCCGCGAACCUGUACUAUCGAUAGAAACGAAGGUAAAAACGGUGAAGUUUCUAUUCAAGAGAACAUGUCAAUUUCGCGUGAAAUAAAAAAUUAAUGAGUAGUAUGGACUCAGGUAUUGUUUGUUUAACAAUCACUGCAUAGUGCGUAGUAUUCCUCUCGGAAUACCCUGCUUGCAGGAUGCAGAUGAUUUUUCAGGGUGGUGGUCCAUUGAUUCAGAUGAAUAUAAAUAAACAGGGAUGCUGUGACGUGAUUAUCGCGUGUGAGUCGUUUAUUUUUUGAGAUAAAAAAACAAGCUGUAAACUCAAUUGAUACAAGUAUGAAACUUCUUCAUUGUUAUUUGUAAUGAAUUUGAAACUAUCGUUAUUUUAACAGUUCAUUUGAGAGUAAAGCGAAAAUUGCGGAUCAUCAUUGUCCACACCCUAGAAAUUAAGUAUUAUAACAAAGAUACUGCGACAAAAAGCUGUCAUGAAUCGGUGCAUAUUUCGAUUGACUGAAAAUACGGCUAUAUCGGUGCAAGAUUUAAAUAUUACGUAUGAAUUAUUUAACAAUUGAGUGGCUUUAAAAUCAACGAAAUCCUAAACAACGAAUGAAUAAAUUCGUGUAGAUGUAUGCUACGGAAAUACAUGAUAAUUACGACAAAAUAACCGAAUGACAUAUACAAUAUAUGUAUAUUUUACCAUGCAUGGCAUUAGAAAAAUAAUCUAGAUAAAUAUGAAAGUUCUUUUACGAAACAUUUAGCAAAAUUUUACAUCCACUUUAAAAAUUGAUCGCGGGGGCAUUUAAGUGAAUAUAAGCGUAUCGCCGAAUUGUGAAAAUGGACCAUAUAAGUGAGUUUGACAUAAGACUUGAAAAAGAGGCCUACUAUGCUGGGGAGACCAUACACGGUCAUGUCAUUUUACAUACGACUGAAAAUUUCAAAUUGAGGUCCAUCAGAGUAUCGCUGCGUGGCCAAGCCCAUGCGGAAUGGAAAAUACUCGUCAGUGGUGAUAGACGAAGUGUUAAAGAUGAUCAAUAUUUUGUUGAUGACAGACUGGUGAUAUGGGGCCAAGAUUCCUCAGAAGGUUCUGUGCCAAUCUUACCUCGUGGAAAACAUCAGUUUCCAUUCAGAUUCAAUUUACCUGAGAGUGCUUUACCAUGUAGUUUUGAAUCUCGUACUGGCUGUAUUCGAUACUAUGUAAAGGCCACAGUGGAUCGACCUUAUGCGAGUCCACCGCAAGGUCUUAAAUAUUUCACACUAAUCGGACCCCACAUAGACUGUAUGGAUGAACAAUAUCUGGUACCAAUAGAUAAACCAAUGGUUGGAAAUGAAAUAUAUGCUUCCUGCUGUUUUUGCUGCACUCGUAAUCCAGUUGAACUAAGUGCUCAAUUAGAGAGAAGUGCUUACGUUUCUGGGGAAAGCAUUAAAUUACGUGCUGCAAUUGACAACAAAGGUUUAGAGAAGGCUUGGUUGAAGGUUAAAUUAACGCAGUAUGUAGAAUUUUUUAUCGAUCGCGGAGUGCUUGGAACUAGUAGAGAACAACAAAAAAUGGUCUUAGAGUACAAGGGUGAUCCAGUUCAUCCUGGCUCAACCAUGAAAUGGGAUUCUGGUAAGACCAUGGUGCUCCCUGUGUGUCCACCUACAUUGAUUGGAGUCUGCCGACUUAUACAAAUAUACUAUGUUCUGAAGGUCAGUGUAGAAUUUGAAAAAGCGGGAGAAGAUCUACAAAUGCAUUUUCCAUUAACAGUUGCAACUGUGCCAUUCAGAAUACCGAACAGCAUUCAUCAACCACAAAUCAAAUAUGACGUUGCAGCUGAACAAGUUGAAGGAGGUUGUUAUAUAGGACCAGAAUUUUUGCUAGGUCAAGUCUAUGAUGGAUCUGAUGUAACGCAACCAUCUGCAUUGGUCUUGUACAGGCCCGUUUACGUUUGCACUACAAAUGAUUGGAGAGGUCACGGACAUUAAUACAAAUAAAUGAUUAAUGGUCUUAUGAAGUUUUCAGGGUAAUAUAUAUGAAUGUCGUGCAAUUAAGAACAUUCAAUUUUCUAUUGAAUCCAAAAUUAUGAACCGACUGAAUUUUUACGUUUCUAGCGUUAUUUUUCAUAGUAGUAAACAGACAGAUUGACGUUUGACUUAGCAGAAAAGCAAAAGCUGUAGUAAAUAACGUUUGAAUAUGAAUAUUACUACGUAAUUGGAAGUGAGCUAACACCCCCUGUGAUUUGAAAAAUGUAAAGUUUUUUCAAAUUUACAGUACCAAAAUAUACAUGUCAUUAUGCUACAUGUCAUGUAUCCAGUACGUUUUUUAUUAAUCUUGAAAAGUUUGUUUAUAACGUAAUUGUCGUUGAUUGAAUAUAUUUUAUAUUACGUACAACGCAAUGAAACGGUUGCAAUAAUGAUAGAUGUUGGGCGUACUCAUGAAAUGUUUAUACAUAGAUAUAUCAAUAGAAACAGUGAUCCCAUGUACUUUGAAAGAAAUUGCAGAUUUUUUGACUAUCCCAAAAACAAAUACCUCGGAAUCUUAAGAUAUUUAUAGCAGGUUAUGCACUGCAUUUUGUGACUGCGCUGAGAAUAGAUACGCCUAUGUGAAAAUAGAAUGUUAUCAGCCACCUCAGAAUGACAAUACAAACCAUGAACCGUGUAAUAGUUCUAGAUAGCUGCUAGCUCCAAAGACAUAUUGGUCUAAAAUAUUUCAAAUGUAAAUGAUAAAUGGUAUUUAGUUUUGGAGUAUGAGUAAUAGUAAUAGUCCUAAUGCAUUUAAUUUUGAAGUAGCAAAAAAAUCAAGUUCAGUAUUUGUAUUUAAAUGCCAUUAAACAGUCUACAAUUAGGAUGUGACGUCCUCAAGAUCUUCUGACAGCAAUAGUUGCACACAUCUUGGACUUCAGGUUCAAAAGUAAGUGCGUAUGACUUAUGGUAUAAACAAUCAUGUGGUGGUUGUGAUUGAAAGAGUUUAAGAACAUUACUCGAUUUUUUUUUACUUUAAAUAAACUGUGACGCAGUUCAUUGUUGCAUAAAAGUAGGGAGUUUAUACAAACAAUGAAAAGUAUUUACAUUGACGGAAAGUCUCCUUAGCAUUACAGCCACCUUUUUCUUUGAAAUAUCGUGUUUAAAGAUGAGAAUCCAAUAGAAAAUCUGUAACGUGAACAUUUUAGAAACAAGAGGCUGAAAUAUCUUGGCCUCUAGAAAAAUUUCAACAAAAAGUAUUGCCUGGUUAUCCGUAGUCAUUAUGCGUUCUGUGUUGAGAAUAUACAACGGUGUGCAAUUAUAUUGAGUGUUAGGUUUAAGUCCCUGGAGUCUAGAUCACUUUACAUUGUACUCUACCAAAGACAAAUUUAUAAUGAAAGACGUUAUAUAUGAAUGUAUGUUCAAUCAUAUAAUAUAAAUUAUAUACUGCAAAUAUAUAUUUAUUCAUCAGUAAAA